CCAAGCCUGCCUGAUGGGUUCACCUCCCGGUAAAUCUGGGUUCUCGCUCGUUCUGCGCAGUUGUUUCUCGGGAGAGAGGAACCACUCAUUGAGAGCUGGAGGUGAAGAGGAUCCCUUCGGAUGAAGAUGUGGAAGAUCAAGGAGAGAAAGAGACUGGCCCACGGUCACAAGAUACUGACACGGUUGGCCCAAGCACUUUCCACCACGAUCGUAGGGGAAAGACAAGGUCACCCGCUUUCAUCUAAUGGCGGAAAGGGGCCACUGAGAGGGCUGUUGACUAGUGAGGGAUUUUAAGAGGAGAGGAAUGAGGAAAAGGAGGGGCUGUACGAGCUGUCUGGCGCAUAGAUGCACGCUCACCAGCAUACACCUACAGGCUGUCACACAUUCUCACAGGCACAUGUACACUUUUACACACCAAGUUCUCUAUGGUCCCAGAUCCAGCCUUCAGUGCGCUCCAGAGGGGCUGCCCUGGGUUCUGGCUGUAGCCCUUCUGUCUCUCUGCUUCAUCCCUCCUCUGCCUCCUAGCGCCCAACUGCUGUCACUUCGUGCCCUGCCAAGGAGGAGGGAACUGCAGUGACAGCAGGAGAGAGAGGCAGGACAGAGUCGUGGGGUACAGAGAGGUAUGGAGAGGGAGAUGCUGAGACCAGGUUAACAGUGAGACCCAGAGAGGGGGCUGAGGAGCAGGGUGAGGGGUGGUGAGAGCCCCGGGGGAAGCAGGAACUGAAAGGAGCGGCAAGAGGGGACAAGACAGGAAGACUUGUGGGUCACAGAACAACUCAGCCAUGCCAGGAGCAAAGCGACACUGGCGACCAAGACUCCCACCCAGCCCCAGGCUGCCCUUGGCCCUGAUACUUCUGACCCUAGGGAAUGGGUGGGCCCAAGAGGGGGCAGAGCCUGUCCUCCUGGAGGGGGAAUGCCUGGUGGUCUGUGAGCCUGGCCGAGCUGCUGCAGGGGGGCCUGGGGGAGCAGCCCUGGGAGAGGCCCCCCCAGGAAGAGUGGCAUUUGCUGCAGUCCGAAGCCACCACCACGAGCCAGCAGGGGAGAUCAGCAAUGGCACCAGUGGGGCCAUCUACUUUGACCAGGUCCUGGUGAAUGAGGGUGGUGGCUUUGACCGGGCCUCGGGCUCUUUUGUGGCCCCUGUUCGUGGUGUCUAUAGCUUCCGGUUCCAUGUGGUGAAGGUGUACAACCGCCAGACUGUCCAGGUGAGCCUGAUGCUGAACACGUGGCCCGUCAUCUCAGCCUUUGCCAACGACCCUGAUGUGACCCGAGAGGCAGCCACCAGCUCUGUGUUACUGCCCCUGGACCCUGGGGACCGAGUGUCCCUGCGCCUGCGUCGGGGGAACCUACUAGGGGGCUGGAAAUACUCAAGCUUCUCAGGCUUCCUCAUUUUCCCACUCUAAGGGUUCAGGCCUUUCAAGGACUGGAAUCUAACCCCUGCCUUCUGCCCUCUGCCCUCUGCCCUCUCCUGCCCCAGAAGCAGCAUCUUUGGAGUAGGAGAGAGGCUCCCUGUGGCUGCCUGUAUUCCACCUUCUUGCAUGGAACCCUGUGCCUAACACCCAAGGUGAAGAGUAGAGCUGUGGUGUCUGGGGACUUGGCCCCCCUCACCUACCCUCCCACCCCCAUCCUCCCACUGCGUCUCUUUGUGCCUGCAAGGUACGGCAGGUGGCAAGGCCUGUGCUACUUUGCAGACUCUGUUCUUCCUGUUCCUCCACCCCCAGCCUUCUGCUCAGUGCUAUUUGGGGACAGGUGGCACAGGUGAGCCUGACAGGCCCCCCCACAGGGACCCAGAUGGACCAGCCUCAGUGUACCCUGCAGGCUCCUUCCUAUGAGGUGUGCCAGCAUCACGGAUCUUGGCCAGCAGAGUCAGAAGCCGAGCCAGCACAGUGUGGGCUAGGGCAGGAGGCUUAGCGACCAGCAGAAGUGUGGGGAGGACCACACGACAGCCCAGAGCCUGUGGCUGGUGGGGCAGGAAGGCCAUGUGCCCAGACUGAACAUGGUACACACUUUUCAUGUACACUGGGGCAGCCAGCAGACAGUGAAUCUGGGCAUCCAUCUGUGCAAGGUCCCCGAUGGACUCUGGCCCUCACCUCCCCACCUAAGACGUGGGGCGUGUGUGUUUGCUGCAGCCAAGAGUGGGUGUGCUGAGCUUCCUUGGACAGCUGGAGGUAGGGGUAGACAGUCACACGUGGGCAAGUACUGAUCUCCAAGCAUGACACACGUCAAUGACGCGGCCACCUCCUAGAACCUUUGUGAUCUGAACUUCAACGACUCCACAUUCUGACCGCCACCCUCCCAGCUCUCUCAGCUACCUUCACUGUACCUGUCCCAAACUAGUCCUGGUCUCUCUUCUUUCUCCUGAUUUGUGCUGUUUUGUCCUCCUUCUUAAACUUCCUAUUGUCUUAGAUGCUAUGAUUCAUCCCUUCAGCCACUCUCCUGCCAGUGUUAUAAAAUCUCUAUGUCUUGCCGCACGCUGUCCCAUUCUCCCAGCAUGGAUAAACCUAUCAGUAAAGCAACUAGAGAAUGACAGUCAAUGAGAAACCACAGGAGCCCUGAAGAGACAAGAUGCCAUUUACAAUUUGGAUCAGGGGUUACAGGAUACAAGCAGGUAUGUUUAGAGAAGAGAAAUGUAAAAUUGUAUAUUUGAGUCAAAUACAAAAGGAAAUUAGUAAUGCUUAAAUUACAUAGGAAGCACCAACGCGGAUGUGUGGCUUUCAAAAGAAGUAACUUUUUCAAAAUUUGUCACUAAAGUAGCUAGAAACAAUAUUAGAAAAAAUCUGAUAUGCAUUCUGAGCACCUGGAUCUUUGCCUCAAAUACGAUUCACUUUUAAAAGAACUUGGGGCGGGGCGCCUGGCUUGCUCAGUUGGUAGAACGUGUGACCCUUGAUCUAGGGGUUGCAGUUUAGAGCCCCACAUUGGGUGUAGAGAUUACUUAAAAAUAAAAGUCAUAAAUAAAUAAAUACAUAAAUAAAUACAUAAAUAAAUAAAAUAAAAAGAACAGAACUCCAUCUCUUAAAUAACUCUAUGCCUGGAGCAUGUUGUUAAUGACAAAAAGCAAGGAUACUUUUUAAACUGUAUCGGGUAGAGCCGAAAAGGCAAAGGAAUCCAUUUUCAAAUUCUCCCACCCCUUGACAUGCUGUGACCAUUUGAUCAUCGAAAGGAAAAUAAUACAGUUAAUUGGAACAAGGUGAAUUUUUAAAAUCCAUGACUCUGUAGUGAUAUUUAAAAGGGAAAAAGUCACUAUAAAAUGUGCAAAAAGAUAGUUAAUUUAUCAAGUGAAGAAGAACAAAUAUAAUCAUAUAUAUUUAGCUAAUUCUGAUAAGUAGAAGAGUGUAAAUAUAGUGAGUAUUUUAUCUCUUCGUAAAGUAUACUUAUUUUUCUUUAUCUGUAUAAGUAGGGAAGGGUGGACACAUAGAGCUGUGAGUGAUUCCAGAAAAAGUUGGAACUGUAUCAAGAAUGGAGGAGACUGAUUGGCACCAUCUGGUCAUAUAUCACAACCAGGAAGAAGGGGAGCCCAACAGUGUGUUGCAAGAUGAUGAAUUAGUCAAACGUCCAAAAGAUAACUGCUCACAGCUCAAAUUUGAUCCUUCAUUUCUUGGGAAAGGGAGCCUCUAUGUCACCAAACUAAUUUCAAUGAGAUUGCAGUAACAGCAAACCCAAAAUAAUAACGGGUUAACCAACAAAGAAGAUUAUUUCUGUCUCACAUAGAAGAAUUCACAAAUAAAGAGUAGGGCUGGAUCACAGUUUUAUGAUGAUUGCAGCCAAGUUUC
This is a messenger RNA of Herpailurus yagouaroundi (jaguarundi), 3767 nucleotides long. It is a transcript of the gene CBLN3, whose product is annotated as cerebellin 3 precursor. Gene Ontology annotation, biological process: maintenance of synapse structure. The record is from RefSeq and is a predicted model, not a curated record. Gene Ontology annotation, cellular component: synapse. Gene Ontology annotation, molecular function: protein binding. Bases 783 to 1400 code for a protein of 205 amino acids. The transcript has 3 exons. NCBI's taxonomy places the organism in Eukaryota, Metazoa, Chordata, Mammalia, Carnivora, Felidae.